Messenger RNA from Choloepus didactylus (southern two-toed sloth), 2210 nucleotides. RefSeq names its product G protein-coupled receptor 37 like 1 (gene GPR37L1). Gene Ontology annotation, cellular component: signaling receptor complex; plasma membrane. The transcript has 2 exons. Gene Ontology annotation, biological process: adenylate cyclase-inhibiting G protein-coupled receptor signaling pathway; positive regulation of MAPK cascade. Gene Ontology annotation, molecular function: G protein-coupled peptide receptor activity. The record is from RefSeq and is a predicted model, not a curated record. Bases 136 to 1578 code for a protein of 480 amino acids. Lineage: Eukaryota; Metazoa; Chordata; Mammalia; Pilosa; Megalonychidae.
GGAGCGGGCAGGCAAUGCCAGACGCCGGACUGGAGGCGGACCUGCCGGCCAGCUGCCUCUCGCUUUGGCCCAGCACUGGGCCCCUGCCCUCACCUGCUCUCCCUGGGGUGGCUGCGCCCUGCGCAUCCAGCCGCCAUGAGGUGGCUGUGGCCCUUGGUGGUCCUUCUGGCUGCAGUAUCAUCUGUGGGGGUGAGCGGAGUCUCUGGGGGUGCCCCCCUGCACUCGAGCAAGCACAGAACCGAGGCCCGGGGACAGCAGAGCCGACCCAAGAGAGGCACUGAGGAUGAGGAGGCCAAGGGGAUGCAGCAGUAUGUGCCUGAGGAGUGGGUUGAUUAUCGCCGGCCCAUCCACCCUGCUGGCCUGCAGCCCACCACGCCUUCGAUGGUCACCAGCCCCAACCCAGACAGGGCUGGGGGCACCUUAGGCAGCAGGCAGGAGCCACGGGGCAAUCUGACAGGGGGGCCAGGUCGGAGGCUGCAGAUUCAGAACCCCCUGUACCCGGUGACCGAGAGCUCCUACACUGCCUACGCCAUCAUGCUCCUGGCCCUGGUGCUGUUUGCUGUGGGCAUCGUGGGCAACCUGUCAGUCAUGUGCAUCGUGUGGCACAGCUACUACCUGAAGAGCGCCUGGAACUCCAUCCUCGCGAGCCUGGCCCUCUGGGAUUUCCUGGUCCUCUUUUUCUGCCUCCCCAUUGUCAUCUUCAAUGAGAUCACCAAGCAGAGGCUGCUGGGUGACAUUUCCUGCCGGGCAGUGCCCUUCAUGGAGGUCUCCUCUCUGGGGGUCACGACCUUCAGCCUCUGCGCCCUGGGCAUCGACCGCUUCCACGUGGCCACCAGCACCCUGCCCAAGGUGAGGCCCAUUGAGCAGUGUCAAUCAAUCCUGGCCAAGCUGGCUGUCAUCUGGGUGGGCUCCAUGACGCUGGCUGUGCCCGAGCUCCUGCUGUGGCAGCUGGCGCAGGAGCCCGCCCCCGCUGCGGGCACCGUGGACUCGUGCAUCAUGAAGCCCUCGGCCAGCCUGCCCGAGUCCCUCUACUCGCUGGUGAUGACCUACCAGAACGCUCGCAUGUGGUGGUACUUCGGCUGCUACUUCUGCCUGCCCAUCCUCUUCACCGUCACCUGCCAGCUGGUGACAUGGCGGGUGCGGGGCCCUCCGGGGAGGAAGCCCGAGUGCCGGGCCGGCAAGCACGAGCAGCACGAGAGCCAGCUCAACAGCACGGUGGUGGGCCUGACGGUGGUCUAUGCCCUCUGCACCCUGCCUGAGAAUGUCUGCAACCUCGUGGUGGCCUACCUGUCCACCGAGCUCACCCGCCAGACCCUGGACCUGCUGAGCCUCAUCAACCAGUUCUCCAUCUUCUUUAAGGGCGCCGUCACACCGGUGCUCCUUCUGUGCAUCUGCAGGCCGCUGGGCCAGGCCUUCCUGGACUGCUGCUGCUGCUGCUGCUGUGAGGACUGUGGGGCUGCGGCCGCCUCGGCCACCAGCGGCUCGGACCACACGCUCAAGACCGAGAUGGCCGCCUCCAUCUACUUCCACAAGCCCAGGGAGUCUCCCCCGCUGCUGCCCCUGGGCACGCCGUGCUGAGGCCAGGCCCAGGCGGGGAGGGGUGCCACCCCAGCCUGUGCCUGGCAUUGCUUUCCCCAUAGGUCCUGCUUUUCUGCCCAUCCUGCUGUCCAGAGAUGAACUUGGUUCCUCUCGUUGAGGUUUGGGGAUGUCAAAGCCCCCUCCCCAAGCAGGGCCUUCCUUCCCUGUCACUCUGUGGGGCCCUCCAGCCCUGCCCUUUCAGCUGGUGAGUGGUGAUGCUUCUAGGCCCUUAGAGCUGCCUGGAAACUCAGUGCCACCGUCUGGGAGCCUGAACUUCACUUGCUCUCUCUUGGUUCCAACCCUACUUCUGUCGCUCGGCCUUAAAACCUGAGUCUCUACAAGCUGUGCCUUCUCCAAGCACCCUCUCCCUACCCCCCUGCCCUCAGGGCCCCAUCCUGGAGUAGGGGGCUCUUUGGGGUCAGCCAGACUUGGCUCACCACCCUUUUCUCUGGAGCGAUCUGUCCCGGCCCUGGACUCCUAGUCCUGCUGACACCUUCCCUUCUUCCGGAGGCUGUCUCUCUCCUUCCUUCUCCUUUCCUUGAGGUACCCUAGGUCACCCUGUCCCAACCCCCCUUGUUAGGUGUUUCCUUGUAUAAGGCCCUUCUUCAAAAACAAUAAACUCAGUAGAACCA